Achroia grisella is the source of this 453-nucleotide messenger RNA. RefSeq lists its product as uncharacterized. The record is from RefSeq and is a predicted model, not a curated record. Bases 1 to 453 code for a protein of 150 amino acids. Lineage: Eukaryota; Metazoa; Arthropoda; Insecta; Lepidoptera; Pyralidae. The transcript has 2 exons.
AUGAGAAAGAAGUCCUAUAUAUGUGUGCUGUUGUUAAUUUUAGUCUUUGAAGCAUUUUGCGAAGAAAAUAAUGAUGAUCCCGCAGAAGAAGAUCUUUACGCUGUACCAGAGGGAUAUUCACAAAUAUUUAGAGAUCUGCCGACGGUGUAUGAAUAUAUUAUAGCUACUCUACAAGAUAAACCAGAAGUAUUAGAAAAUAACAACUCGCCAGCUUUCGAUGAUCUCAAUCGCAAAGAAAACCAUGUUAAUAAAAGAAGUGCUAAUUAUUUCAGUGUAAAUGCAUAUGAAGUAAAUGAUGGGAAUGUAAAAGUUGAUAAUUAUUUAAGCAACAUUGAUUAUGGAGUAGUGUUAAUUGGAUCUGAUGGUGCUUAUAAGUCUUUAGAUCCUGAAGAAGUGGCUGCAAAAGCUAUUUGGGUUGAACAGGAAUUAGAAGACUAUAAUAAUGAAAAAUAG